CCCUGAGUUCUUCUCAGUGUUUUGAACUGAGGCGCUGACCAGGCAGCUCCACCUACCAUUAUUAUUUCACUUUUUAACGACAUUGUGCUUAGUUUUUGCAAUAUAUGGAUUGUUCUCACAAUGGAUAGAUGCAGCAGAAGCAAAGGGAAAGCAGUUAAGCCAGAACAUUUGGAGGAGGAAGAUGGUCACGACGAGUUGCUUGGCUCUCGCUUGGAAAUAGAGUUGAAUCGCAGUAUUGAGAAAAUGAGAGAAGAGGAGUUAACCCCCUUGGCUCAUCUCAGACGCAGCAUUAGUGGCAACAAUAACCAAGACCAAGACGGUGAUACCAGCGACUCGCAUCAAGAAGUUGAUUCUCUCUCUGCCAUCCACAACUUUAGUGAGGAGCUGCUAGAAGACAUAGAGAUGCCAAAUAUAAGUGUUAGUCAUUGGGAAAGUUCAGACCUAAUAUCUGUAUCAUCUGUGUCUCCUUGUAGUCCUGUCAAGAACACUGUUCAUGGAAAGAGUGACGUUCCAAGCAAUUUGUCAUUUGUAGUAUCUGAGAAGAAACUUGCACAAGUGGAAGGAGCCUCACCCACACAAACAACUGAACAGUCGAUCUCUGGAGAAAUUGACCUUUAUGAACAAUUGGCUUCUCUUAGUGCCCCUUUAGCGGAAUGUGUCAAGACCUUGAUAUCUAUAGAUGAGACAGGUACAAAUAAUGGAGGUUUAAAGAAGGUAUUACAUAGCUGUGAUGCCUCUGCCAAGGUAUCUGGUGAGAGGAAGCCUGAGCAAAACGAUGUAGCGGCCAACAUGACAUCUUCACCCGUGUCUUCGCCUGACCUACACUUGACACUUGGAACUGGUCUUGAGUUAUUAGAUAUUGAUAACAUGAAUGACAGCCUACUUGUUUCAUCAAGUCUGAAUAAUUGCUCUGAUAAAGGAAAGAAGAGUGAAACAUUCACCUCAUCUCUGCCUCCCACUGUGCAACAAAAGGUUGCAGUAGAGGAUAAUGCAUCAUUCUCAAGUGGGUUUCUAUCCGAAGCUUGCGAUAUUGUGGCAGAGCUGGAGAAAAUGGCUAAAGGUCUCUCGCCAUCUUCUGCUACUCCAGAUACAAGGCUUCCACUACACUCAUUAGAUAUGGAUACUGUGAAUGACAGUUUACUCAAUUCCUUUUCUCUGGCAAGAUCUCCAGGCAAGAAUGAUCAACAUGUAUCCAUCUCAUCAGUUCCUACUGAAAGGGUUCAUAAGAAAGAUGCAGAAAGCAAAAUUGAAAAAUUUAGUGAUGCAUAUGUAAAAUCAAAUGACUGUACUUUUGAAAGGCUUGCAAAAAUUUUGAGUGACAUGGAGAACACUGAUGCAUCAUCAGUGAAAAGUGGAAAGAUACGUGACAUUAAAAACUAUUUGGAAGAGACUUAUAAUAUUUAUCAACAGCAGAGCAAGGGUGUGAAUUUAACAUUUGAUAAUAAUAAUGAUAUUCAUCCUGUGCUUAACUCAACCUUUGAAAAACGAUUGGAAAGUCCAGUCUCUAUCACACUGGAGAAAAAACAUGUUAAUACUAUAUUUGACAGAAAGGAUAUCAAUAAUACAUUUGACAAAAAGGAUGUUAAUACUACAUUUGACAGAAAGGAUGUCAAUAUAUUUGACAGAAAGGAUGCUAAUACCACAUUUGACAGAAAGGAUGCUAAUGCCACAUUUGACAGAAAGGAUGCUAAUACCACAUUUGACAGAAAGGAUGCUAAUACCACAUUUGACAGAAAGGAUGCUAAUACCACAUUUGACAGAAAGGAUGCUAAUACCACAUUUGACAGAAAGGAUGCUAAUACCACAUUUGACAGAAAGGAUGCUAAUACCACAUUUGACAGAAAGGAUGCUAAUACCACAUUUGACAGAAAGGAUGCUAAUACCACAUUUGACAGAAAGGAUGCUAAUACCACAUUUGACAGAAAGGAUGCUAAUACCACAUUUGACAGAAAGGAUGUCAAUACUACAUUUGACAGAAAGGAUGUCAAUACUACAUUUGACAAAAGGGAUGCCAAUACAGCAUUUGAUGCAAAAGUUCAUUGUGCCAACAGAACUUUUGAUACUGCAAAUGCAGAAGAUAUGAAACCUUACAAAUUUAUGGAUACAACAUUUGAGAAGAAUGAUCAUCCUUCAAGCGAGGACAAGGAAAAGGAGAAAUUGAAUGUAACUUUUGAGCGAGGUGAAUAUAAAAUUGCUUCUUUGAAUGAGACGGUGAACUUGAUGGAUGCUGAGGGGGAUGUUCUUCAGAUAAUCUUAGAUGCAACACCACUUAAAGUGUCCAACACUGCUCCUGAUGCUGCUUCUACUCCCAAAUGUGCAAGUACACCUACACAGCCAUCUGUUAAAAGGACGAUAGCAAAAGAUUGCACCCAAUCUUUCCUUCGUCGAAUCUCCCUUGGUAUGAGGAUUGAUAAUUCAAGUUAUAAAUGUGAGGACAACCCAGGAAGUUCAGCCCAAGCUUCAAGACCUGUUAUCCCAGGGAUGAAAAUGGGCUCAAUAGACCAACAAGCUGUGGCUAGCCAAUUGCGACGUCUUCAUAAUGGGACAUCUUCCUCAGUACGCUCGGGACCAUUGAGAGCCCUACCGGUCUAUCAGUAUGACAGAGAGUAAAAAGCACUAGAUUCUGCUGCUACAACUGAUGGUUUACAAAGUGUAAGCCACAUCCACAUGGGAGACUGUGAUACAGGAAGCCUGGGUAAUAAUGGAAAAUCUGUACAUCCCUCAUUUGGAUCUGUCAGCAGCAUAGAAAAUGAACGUCCUGGAACUCCAGAAGUACGCAUAAUCACUGGUAUUGGUAUGUCAACACCAGAUGUCUUUCGAUGUGAGGGACCUAUUAUUGGUCCACGCAUCACAAGUACGCCAGCAAUGGGAGGUGCGGCAUUUUCACGUGUGGUAGGAAUGGAAGGCCCAGCCCCAACACCCAUUUCUGCCCCUUCGUCACGGUCACGUGUAGUCAGUGUUGCUAGCACAGACUCAUUACCUGAGCAACAAAAUAAUGGUACUCCAUUGUGGCAAGAAUUCUCUCAAGAGUCUAGUAAAGAUGGUAAAAUGAUGGCAAACUUGCAUGACCAGAGUACCAGUAACUUCAAGCAAAUUUCCUCACAUCAGAAACAGUUGGUAGAGAAUUAUCAUAAUCCUGAAUCUUUUGGACAAGGGAAAAUGUCUAAAGCUCAAGUGGACACCAGUAUAGAUGAAAAAGUUUGUACUGGUGUUGCACAUAUACAAAAAAAGGAUUGUAAAGUAUUUGAUCACGGAGGAGCAACAAUUAAAAGCUCAAACCAAGAUAUACCAAGAGAAGAAACUGCUCAUGUGAGCAAUGUAAGUAAAAAUACAACCAAAAAUGUAAUUCAGGAAGCUUGUGACAAUGCUGAAGCACAACAAAAAACUUCAGGUUUUACUGAAAAGCAAAAAUUGGCUUUAUCAAUUGGAGGUGAUCUCCAUGUUAAAUCUGAAGUUAUUGAUGCUAAAAAUUUGGCCACUGACAUGGAUCUUCAACCAAAGAAUAUAAUGGAGGCCUUUAAUUCAGCUGAUCAAAAUCAGCUGAAUGAUGCUCUUGUUAAUGGUGAGAAGCCAGCACUGAGGACUUGUACUGAGAGUGUUCAAUUGGAGAGCCAUAAUGGUAAGGAAUUAGGACUGAAAACUGGUGACGGGGAGAAUCGACUGUUCCACAAUAAUGAUGCAGAAUGUCAGUCAAAAGGAGAAGGUAAAAUGAGAGCAUCAUGCAAGUCUAAUAAUAAAAUUAAUGUUGAUGCAAAGACUGAGUGUAAUACAUCGAAACAUCAUAAAGCAGCUGAAAACAGAAAACACAGUUUACAGGCUAUGAAACCAUUAAGUAGAAAGAGUUUAAUUACUGAGAGAUCCAUUGGAGUGUACAACAAGUCCUCACAGGUUAUGCAAGAUAAAGUAAAAAUAAUAAGAUGUAGGAGUGAAUCUCCUCAUGGUACAAGAGUCCCUUUGUCAACUCUUAGUGUUAAAGAUGCUACAGAUAAAAAUAACACAAAUAAUUCUGCUUUGAAAUUAGGAGAGAAACUUGUGGGUACAACAAAGACAAAGGAUGCCACCGAUACCAGAACACUACCAGUAAUUAACCGAUCCAUGGUCAAGGGUAAAGAAAACAAAAGAAAAAGUGAUCCAAGUUGUAAGCAGAUUAUGUCUCAAGUUAAUAAUAGACCUCGUGCACUUCAUGGAAAGAAAACUCCACUGCGGCCUGUUCUUGGAGUUUCGAGCCUUCCUAGUAGAAGAUCAUUAGUUCCUCAGCCAUUAAUCCAAAAGAAUAUAAACACUUUGAAGAGUAACUCUGUAAAACCUAAUUCCAAAUACUACUUUGAUACUGAACCUGUAAAGUUACUAGAAACAGUUGAAACAAAGAAACUUAAAACUCCAAAAGAACCUCAAAAGUUUUCACUCAAGCACCCAGUAACUUCAAGAGAGACCACAGACUCUAAAUUAACCAAGGAUAUGCGUUCAUCUUUGGUAGCAUCAACCAAAGGAGUGCCUAGAUCACAGAUUGCUAGAGGAUUAAAAUUACCAGUGGAUGUGAAUCCCAGUUCUGUAGGUUCAGGUUCUGCAUUAAAGCCUAAGGCUUCAAGUCAUACUGCAAGUGGCUCCCAAGUGAAGACAAAGCUACCACAAAGAACUGGAGCCAUUACAUCAGCUUCUCAUAAAUCCUCCAAGGUUCAAGCUCCAAAAUAUCUUAUUCAUUGAUUAUCCUAUGAUAAGGUUUGUGUUCAUUAUUUAGUCAUCAUUUUAGUUAUGAUUUUACCAGGUGCUGAGAUCAAGUUAAUACACGGUAGAAGGGUAUAAAAGUAUUCUCAAAUGAAAAAUACAGACUUCCUAUGUAAUACUUGUUGAAUUUAACAUCUAAACUGUUUCUAGUAAAGACUUUUAACUUUGAUUUGUGCAAGCAGAAUACAUUUACAAUCAACAUUUAUAGAGAAAUUUAUUUGAUGGAUCACUCGUAUGUAUUUCUUAACCAUUUUUGUUUUUUAACCCAUUCUCCUUCCUCGUGUAAUUCUUUGCAGCAUAAUUGACCCUCUCCAGUUGUCUGAAUGCAAAACUUGUAUAACAGUGUAGAGUGUACUUCAAUAUGUAUAUAUUUUAUAUGGUAUAUCAAUAAAAUUGGUUUAAAUAGUCGUCUUAAACUGUUAGGCUUUAGCCCACUCUUUAAUUACUGUAGCUAUGUGACCCUUUUGGGUUUAGCACUUGAUAAGCAUAAUUUAAUUACUGUACUUAUCAGUGCUAGUCCAGGACACAUUGCUCCAAUCACUAAUUUUUCUGAUUGUGCACCUCUCAUCUCAGUGGUUGUUGCCUGUCAAAGCCUGAAGUUACCAGUAUAGUAAUAUUUUGACUGACAUUUCUGGUGUCACAUUUUCUUGAGUUCAGAUCCUGAGAAUUCACUUUUGUGAUCACUUUCCUCACUGGUUGCAUGGAAGCAAAAUCUGCUUUAUCUCUACGAGUCAAAUUCUCAUGUUGAAGUAUCACUGGGUAAAUGUCCUACUGAGCCAAUGUGUGGGCCUGAUUUUUCUUUUUUCUAGGUGCUAAGAGUUGAGCCUAGCCAAAAUUGGUGGCAUGUAGUAAAUUUGAGGUCACAAAAAUUGUGUGAAUUUUGGGGGGAAUGGAGAACACUUAAAGGGUUAAUAGGUCUCUAGCUAUAUAUCUAGUUAGUUGAUCCACUUGCUUGCAGAUAUUUCAGGAUACCCAUUUUAGUACAUAUUUUCAUGACUGGAACGGUGGUUUAGCUGUUGGAAACAGCAACUUGCACAAAGAUCAAAAUGUUAUUGGAUAAUUAUGAUUCCCAACAUAAUUUCAAACACAAGGAAAAGGAAUAACAUCUGAGGAUUACCUAUUUUUAUUUACAAAUAUUGUUAAAAAAGCAUGCUAUUAAUAUUUCACACAAAGUAAUAAUUUGUUCUUAAAUUGGUCUCACUGGUUUAUCAAAUGUAAUUCUUGCUUUAUAGCCGGGAUAUGUGGAAUUUGUACGUUUGGAAAUUUUAAAUUUGCCCUGUAACUAAUGCUUAAAACAAUAUUACUAAAUCUUGCCUAACAUGUUAAUACACAUGUAAACUAGCAGAGCAAGUCUACUAAAUUAGUUAAAAAUUAAAAACUAAUUAAUACAUUUUGUCAAUCCAUAAGAAAAAAGUAAAUUAUUUUUACAAAAAUCUGGUUACCUUUCCCUUAUUCAGAUCAAACCUGUUUACCUCCCAGUCCUAAGGCACUGCAUGAUUCUUACAGGAUUAGCAUUUCCCCAUGACUAAAACAAAAUUACUAAAUCUAUCAUCUAAACGGAAAAGAGAGGGACCUUUAUGCUGGUGAAGGACCCUUGAUCCAAGGAACCCUCCCCUUCAUUGAAUCAAACUGAUUACCUCCCAUUUUCCAGGCUCUGUAUGACUUGUGGAUUUAGUACUUCCCCAUUAAUGUAGUGCAGUGAUACAGCCUUUAAAAAAAAAAAAAAUAAUUAAGUAUACGAUAAUCAUAUAAAUGCAUGACAAUUACCUGUGCAGUAUGAAAGUG
Messenger RNA from Cherax quadricarinatus, 6510 nucleotides. NCBI's taxonomy places the organism in Eukaryota, Metazoa, Arthropoda, Malacostraca, Decapoda, Parastacidae. The record is from RefSeq and is a predicted model, not a curated record.